Molecule: messenger RNA, 1661 nt
Organism: Dichomitus squalens LYAD-421 SS1
Lineage: Eukaryota; Fungi; Basidiomycota; Agaricomycetes; Polyporales; Polyporaceae
Exons: 1
Coding region: 239-1546 (435 amino acids)
Source: RefSeq, a predicted model, not a curated record
GCUCCUCGCCGCUCGCCUACGGGGUCGUCGCCGAACGUCGACCCGGGUCUACGCGCCUAGUCGCCGCGACAUACCUACUGCUCCUCCUGCGGCAGCGCCGACAGCUGCGGUUCCCCCCGGCCCUGCCAAUCUCCCCGCAAAAGCGGCUACCCCCGUGCCCUCUUCAUCUACACCAGUCCCACCCCCACAACAAUACCAUCCACCUGUGGCCGCGUCCUCCCCAGCGCCGGGGCCCGUCAUGGCAGCAUCUCCUCCUAUGCCCGUCCAGAGCAUCAAGAAAGCUCAACUCAAGAAGAAGUCGGACGGAACGCAACCACCGCUUGUCCCUCGAGCUUCUGCUACCCCCGCGCCGAUAGCGCCCACAGCGUCCUCUGGCGCGCCUCUUCCGAUACCUGCGCAUCUCCACCCACACUAUCCUCAGCAGCAAGGCGGUCGCGCGACACCGAUGCCAGCGCAAGCUCCGUCCCCUCGCCCAACGUCUGUUGCUCAUGCAGGCAGCCCACCGGCGGCAUCGGAGCAAAGGCCACCGUCCGUUGUCCCGGCACCUCCCGCUGUUCAGCCUAUACAGGCAGUCCCCCAGGCACAACAAAACAUACAUAGACCCCCGCAACCUUCUCCAGCCCCAGUGAACCCCGCGCAUCAGCAAGUGCCUCAACAGCCAGGUAUGUCGGGCGCCUACCCACCCCAGAUAAGCGCAGCAUACAUGGCACAAAUCGCCGCGGGGAGAGGGCGCGGGAAACCUGCCACUCCGAAUGCACAGGGAGGACAGGCGAUGAACUACUAUCAGCACCAAAUGAUGCUCCAGCAGGCUCAGGCCCAAGCGCAUGCCGUGCAGCACCAACAGAGAAUGCAGCAGCAACAGCAGCAGCAACAGGCCACCGCCGCGCGAUCUCCCGCGAACCAAUCUCGUAGCCCCAUGCCUAACCCGCAGGCGCAAGCUGCCGCAGCGGCGGUGGCGGCGGCGCAACGCAACAGCCCCAUGGUACAGGCCGCUCAGCUUGGAACUCGGUCCCCGAUGCCCCCCGCUGCCCAGCCUCCGCAAAUGCAGCAGCCCCAGCAGCAGCAAGCCCCGUCCCAACACCCACAGCAUGCCGUGGCGGGCCAGCACCACCCGCAGCAGGUUAACGCCCAGGCGCAGGCGCAGGCAUUUGCGCAAUACAGAGCGAUGAUGCACCCGCAAAUGCAGCAGCACAUCGCUGCCGUCGCGGCGCAGGCACAAGCACAGGCCCAGGCCCAGGCUCACGCGCAGGGCGGGAUGCAGCAGUCGUCACAGCAGCAGCAGCAGCAACAACAACAGCAGGCGCAGGCUCAGGCGGUUGCACAGGUCAUGCAAAACCCACAGAUGAUGGCUCAGUACCCGCAGAUGUGGGCAAGGAUGGGUGUGCCGAUGGGUCAGAUACCAGGGCAGAUGCCCCAGUAUUGGGGAAUGCCUGCGGGCGCCGGGCGGGGAAUGCCUCAGCAGAUGCCUGGAAUGCAGGGGCACCCGCAGCAAAUGCAACCCGGGGCGGGUGCCAAGCCGGGUCAAGGUGGGCAGCAGGGAUCAUGAGUGUUGGCUCGUGGCGCGCAAGGAAGGGGGGUGUAUGUCUUAGCUGUACUUCUAUGGACGGUCUAGUUCGCUCGUGCGUGUCCAAUCACUGUCUGAUGCUCGUUCUGGAUCCAAG